AUGACUCAGCUAGCCGAUGUUCUUCGUGAACUGAAACUCGACAGUGUGUCCUCUGUGGAACUUGAUCCUGCCACCGUCACCUCGUCGUUACCUGCAGAACUGGAUGAGAGUCAGGUUUUGGACGAAAUUAGAGCAAACCAUCUUUCUCCGACAAGCGAGCUACCAUGGGACCUGUUAGACACUUUCCAGCAGGUUCCAGAAGUGGUAUCGAGGGAUCGAGAGCGGUUCUAUCGUUCUAUGAUAACAUUGCCUGCUACAGUUAAAAGAACAAAAUUGAGGUUCCAACGCAGUGGAAUUGCUGGAUCUAUUGUUUCCUACAAAGAGACUUUCGAUAGAUCCAUUUUAGACGCCGGAAACUCGGCAGCAACGUCUCUCUCCGUGAACAGAAAGUUUGGUGGUAAAGACGACGCCGUGAUGGGUAAUUCCGGGUUUCUGCCGUUCCAACCUGGCGGACUCGGCCCAAACGACGAACAAAAUGAUUCCACAAAGUUCCUUCAUCGAGACGAAAACGGCCUGCUCGACAUCCCUCAGGGAAUGAGCCGGGGACUCUCUGUUUCCAACAAUUUACACACAGAUCUUUCCGAGUUGGAACAGAGAACGCAGCACGAUGAUCGCGGAGAAAUCCAGCAGGAAGAAGAUCAGUUCGAGAUUAUCCCCGACGUGGAGGAUGAGAUCUCGAAAUUCAUCCCAGCUGCCAUGCUUUCCAGACCGUCCAAGAAGAAGAAGGCCGCUCCUCCCAAACGUGAGUGGGCCCAUGUGGUGGACGUUAACCACACGAUCGCAAACUUCGACGAGCUGGUGCCCAAUCCAGCACGGACCUGGCCUUUCGAGCUCGAUACUUUUCAGAAAGAAGCAGUCUACCAUCUCGAGAAAAACGAUUCUGUGUUUGUUGCUGCACAUACAUCUGCCGGAAAAACGGUGGUGGCAGAGUACGCAAUCGCCUUGUCUAAUAGAAACAUGACAAAGACGAUCUACACUUCGCCAAUCAAAGCUCUGAGUAACCAAAAGUUCAGAGAUUUCAAAGAAACUUUCAAAGACUUGGACGUGGGUGUGAUCACAGGAGACGUCCAGAUCAACCCAGAAGCGAACUGUCUAAUCAUGACCACCGAGAUCUUGCGGUCCAUGUUAUAUAGAGGAGCCGACUUGAUCAGAGACGUGGAGUUUGUCAUUUUCGACGAAGUGCAUUACGUGAACGACGUGGAGAGAGGUGUUGUUUGGGAAGAGGUUAUUAUCAUGCUUCCAGAACAUAUCAAGGUUGUUCUUCUUUCUGCCACCGUUCCAAACACAUACGAGUUUGCUUCGUGGGUCGGAAGAACUCGUCAAAAGGAUAUCUAUGUCAUUUCCACCUCCAAAAGACCUGUUCCUCUGGAGAUCUUUGCCUGGGCUAAGGACGAUAUUUUCAAGCUGAUUGAUUCCGCUGGAAACUUCCAACAGAAGAACUUUAAAGCUCACGAAGAUAAACUCAUCAAAAAGAAAGAUAUACCCGAAUCCAACAAUGGAAAGUCCGCUGGUCGAGGCGGUGCGGUCGCUCGUGGAGGUACUAGAGGAGGAAAUCGCGGCGGCCGUGGUGGUAGCCGUGGUGGAGCUUCUUCGGUCUCUGGACGAAUGUUCAAAAGAGACGGUCCUAAUAAAAACUCGUGGAACAAUCUGGUGACAUUCCUUCAGAAGAAAAAUCUGAUGCCUGCGGUGAUCUUUGUGUUCUCCAAGAAACGGUGCGAAGAGUACGCAGACACUUUACGUGGAGUCAACUUCUGUACUUCCAAAGAAGCAUCUCAGAUCCACAUGUUCAUUGAUAAAGCUGUUUCGCGGUUGAAGAAAGAGGACAGAGAAUUGCCUCAGAUUCUGAAGAUUAGAGAGAUGCUUUCGAGAGGUAUUGCUGUCCAUCAUGGUGGCUUGCUACCAAUUGUGAAAGAGAUUAUUGAAAUUCUUUUCUCCAAAACUCUCAUCAAGGUGCUGUUUGCGACCGAGACUUUUGCCAUGGGACUGAACUUGCCAACCAGAACUGUCGUCUUCAGUGAACUGAGAAAACACGACGGUACGGGUUACAGAAAUCUGCUUCCUGGUGAGUUCACCCAGAUGUCCGGCCGUGCUGGACGUAGAGGUUUGGACUCUACAGGAACAGUUAUUGUGAUGGCUUAUAACCAACCACUGGAAGAGUUUGCAUUUAAAGAAGUCACUUUGGGAACAGCUACCAAACUGUCAUCCAAAUUCAGAUUGACUUACAACAUGAUUUUGAACCUGCUUCGUAUUGAGGCUCUUAGAGUGGAGGAGAUGAUUAAACGGUCUUUUGGAGAAAACACCACGCAAUCGCUGUUCCCAGAGCAUGAGAUUGAAGUUACGAAGCUGGAGAAACAGCUCAAGGAAACCAAAAAACAGUCCAUCUCCGAGGAAGACGCUGAGAAGCUGAAUCUUUUUUACAACACCAUGGACGAAAUGCAGCAGCAGUAUGGCCAGCUAGUGGAGGAAAGUAUGAAGUUGUUGUACUACCAGAAAAGACUCAAAGUUGGAAGAGUUGUUGUUUACAGAGACCCGGAAACCAAGAUUUCGUAUCCCGCAGUCACUGCCAGAUGGAGCAAUGGAGACGACAAGAUCACCUUGUUGACGUUUGAUGUCUCGCAUUCGUCGAAGAACCAAUACAACUGCGUCUUCACCACCAAUUUUGGACAAUCUUAUGUUGCCAAGUUUUUCAGCAAAUGGAAGCUUGGACAGAACUUCAAGUUUAUUGAGCUACCGCUCUCGUGUAUCGAGUUUGUUGGCUCGUACUUUGUGCGUUCUUACAUCAACGGUGUGAUCAACAAGGACCAAAAGAGCAUUGACGAGUUCAAAGCAGAAAUGUCCCAGCUUUUGAUCUACCAGCGUAAAUGGUCUGAAUUGGACUGGACGGCUUUCCAGAACCCGCAGAUGAUUGAGAUUCUGACCCGGAUCGAUGAGCUUCGCGACACGGUGAUGAACUGUUUUGCAGACGAAGGUUUUGACUCCUUGUUGGAGAAAGAGUAUCCUGAGUUUAUGGAGCGCAAGAACGUUGAACUACGGAUUGAGUCAUUAAAGAGUAUGAUGAGCGAGGAGAAUCUGGAAUUGUUGCCGGACUACGAACAGCGUCUUGAGGUGUUGAGACAGCUGGAAUUUGUAACAGAGCAGCUGACGGUGACUCUGAAGGGACGUGUUGCGUGCGAGAUCAACUUUGGGUUUGAACUGAUUGUCACUGAGCUUGUGUUUGCGAAUAUUUUGGGCAGUUUCACGAGCGAGGAGAUUGUGGCACUGUUGUCGUGUUUUGUAUACGACGGAAAACGGGCCAACGACGAUGGCCCGGCUCCGCUGUGCACUCCGCGUCUGGAGACAGGAAAGGACAAGAUUGUGGAGAUUGUGGAGCAGGUGAUGCAGGUUUCCAACGAUAACAAGAUCAUUCUGACCUCGGAAGAAGAACAGUUCUUGGAGAACAACCGGUUUGGUCUUGUGAACGUUGUUUACGAAUGGGCCAGAGGCCAGUCGUUCAAAGACAUCAUGGAGCUGAGCAACCAAGAAAACGAAGCAGAAGGUACGAUUGUGAGGGUGAUCACCAGAUUGGACGAGGUUUGCCGCGUGGUGAUGAACUGUGCGCUGAUCGUGGGAGACUCGGAGCUGCAUUUGAAGAUGGGCGAGGCACAGGAGAAAAUUAAAAGAGACAUUGUGUUCUGUGCCUCGUUAUACUUGUAA
Ogataea philodendri is the source of this 3693-nucleotide messenger RNA. RefSeq lists its product as uncharacterized. The coding region runs from base 1 to 3693 and encodes 1230 amino acids. Gene Ontology annotation, cellular component: Ski complex. NCBI's taxonomy places the organism in Eukaryota, Fungi, Ascomycota, Pichiomycetes, Pichiales, Pichiaceae. The transcript has a single exon. The record is from RefSeq and is a predicted model, not a curated record. Gene Ontology annotation, molecular function: ATP binding; RNA binding; RNA helicase activity. Gene Ontology annotation, biological process: nuclear-transcribed mRNA catabolic process, 3'-5' exonucleolytic nonsense-mediated decay.